Molecule: messenger RNA, 2331 nt
Organism: Candida albicans SC5314
Lineage: Eukaryota; Fungi; Ascomycota; Pichiomycetes; Serinales; Debaryomycetaceae
Exons: 1
Coding region: 1-2331 (776 amino acids)
Biological process (GO): DNA replication; DNA repair
Cellular component (GO): nucleus; Slx1-Slx4 complex
Molecular function (GO): 5'-flap endonuclease activity
Source: RefSeq, a predicted model, not a curated record
AUGGCAACUGAGUACGGUGACGAUGAUGGCGGAUUGUAUUUUCAUUCCACCCAAAUGCAAUCUAUACACGAAUCACUACAACAAGAAGAAAACCAACGACUAUAUUUACAAACUUCCAUCAAAAAACUAGAAAGUUUCAAACACGUCAAUAACGAUUCAUCAAACAAUUCAAAUUCAGGUGCAGUUUCAGUAGUUCAAAUUAAGAAAAAGGCAGCCACCAAGAAACGUAAACUAAUGGCACGUAAGCCAAAUGUGAAAAAACCAAAGUCCCUGAGUGAAGCUGUUAGACAAGCGUUUGAAAAAGAUAAAUUUGCUUACUUUACAAAUAAUCAAGCCAAAAUUGACGAUUUUCUACCAGGCAAAUCAACAUCAACCGAACCCAGUACAAGCAACCAAGGAUCACUAAUAAGUUCGGACGAGUGGAACUACAUCAAACAAAUCUAUUUACAAAAACCAACCAAGAAUAAGACUACUUUGAAAAGUAUAAGAAAGAGAAUAAAGCAAUAUGAAAAUAGUGGUACUGGGAUGUGGGAAAUAGCAGCAUUGAAUGUGGAUGUUUCACUAAACGAUGAGGAUAUUCAACACUUGUAUGCCUUGGACGAAGAACAGAUGGUUUCUGACGACAAUUCAUCUACUGAAGACGACACCGAUCCAACUCAGAAUGACGGGUUGAUAUUAACUCUAUCACAAAAUUGUUCUACUCAACGCGACAUAUGUCAUCACGAAAAAGAUGAUCAAAAAUACAUUCUAAUUGAUUCUUCGAUUUGUGAAACCUAUCAGCAAGAUAAAAGUCUUCAACGUCAUAGCCAGAAAGAUUCAGAUAAUGGAAACACUAUUCCGGAUCAAAACUCGGCAAUAACAAUAGGCGAAAUGGAAUCAACUGCUGCCCAUGAAGUGGAAGAAAUAUUUAGUACCCCUUCUUAUGUCCCUUCCAAUAAAUUGAAUGCUGAUCAAGAUAGAUCCGAUGAAUCAGAAUCCUCAAUUAUAAUGUUAGCAGAUAAUAUUGUAUCAACUCAGCCUGACAUCGUUGAGUCUAUACUGGAUUCUGAGUCUGAAAUUGAAAUCAUUGAAAGACCACGUUUGCAGGUACUACGGUCCGUUUAUGAGAAUGGUACUUCUACAAAUCAAACUAGACAAGAAUUAACAAUGCCUAAAUGUCUUGAAAAUAACAAAAUAUCAGAAAAUGAAGAAUAUGAGUCAGAAGUAGUAGAAAGCGAUUCGACACCAAUAAUAACCCCUGUUGUAACACCUACAAAGAAACCCCACAUUUUUCCAACGAAUGAACCCGCCAUACCAAUAGCAUUGAGAAGCACACCGAAUAAAAUAAAAAAUAACGUGGAUAGAAUUUUUGGCAGUCCUUCACCAAUAAAAUUGGUACUAGAAAGCCCCCUCAAAAAGCACAUAAAUAUCGAAUUUUCCGAUAGUGAAUCCAUUUAUUCAACAGCAGUAUCACAGUUUGGCACACCAAAACAAACAACGUCUUUUCUGCCAGAAGUUUUAACUCAGAAAGUCGGAUCACCACCACUUGAUGCUUGUAGUGAUUCUGGGCCUACAGGCGUUGUUUCUUCCAUGCCUUAUAAGAAACCUCAUUCAACUAAAAGGUUGAGAACAACAACUUUGGAAAUAUCUGCCGCCUUAAGAGUGAAAAAUUACACUGAUCCUAAAAAUAACAUAACUGUGAAAAAGUUUGGUGAAGAAAUAAAGAGAGAAUUCAUUGAUCUAGAUAAUGAGAUUCCCGAUUCAGAAAGCCUGGAUGAUGAUACUGGUUUCAGUAUAAUUGAGAUUACGAGACAAGUGGAAGAAUGUAAAGAACCUGCUAAUGAUGAUUACUCCGAGGAACAAAGUACAGAUUUGUUUCAAAUUGGUUUGAAAAAUAAACAGGAAACUGGUAAUACUUCCCACAUGCAGGUACCAUCCAGUCCAGAAUUGCAAUUCGAAAAUGCCGGUAAUACAUUUUUGAAUUCUUCUUUGGUUGAAGAGGAUGAAUUCACAAAACUUAAGGCAACCGAAUUGCGAGAGAGGUUUAAGGAUUGGGGAUUAAAACCAGUACAAAGAAAAGAUAAAAUGCUUGAAAUACUACAGGGAAUAUCGGACUUUAUAUCCCCAGAAUCUUUAUUAGCAUUAAAAGGAUUUGAUUUGCAACAAUGUGUAUUCGACAAACUUGAGUUACUAAUAAAACAGGAUCAGUUUUGGUAUGAUCGAAUAUUGACAUUUGAACCCAUUAGAUUAGAGGAAUUAAAGCAGUGGUUAAACUCUCAUAAUCAUCAUCUAGAGUUGGAUAUAUUGCGUUUAUAUUGUGACAGAAACUGCAUUACGACAACAAAUACAUAA